Chara braunii is the source of this 2090-nucleotide messenger RNA. Lineage: Eukaryota; Viridiplantae; Streptophyta; Charophyceae; Charales; Characeae. The record is from the annotation of a GenBank genome assembly.
AAUGAAUGAGCCCAUGAAAGUGUUGAGGAACAACAUGUUGUCGUUGCAUGCGCAUGUGGACAGCAGGUUGAACUUCAUGCAGAGCACUUUGGACCAGAUCCUGGACAUCCUAACAAGGCCAGGAUUUAGGCCACCAGCACAAUCGCUGUUGCCGUUAUCGGCGAUGUCAGGCCCUUUUCCAGUUCGAGCUGGUUCACAACCAAGUGGUACGUCCGCAGCAGCCGCACAGACUGUUGCAUCUUCUUCUUCGGGUCCAGCGGUGAUAGCUACAUCACCGCAACAACCUGUUCAGCAACCUGGACAGACGCAAGGUCAAUGGUAUCCUAAGACCCCAAUGAAACCGCCUCUUGCCUUCUCAGGCGAGAGGAAGGACGAGGAACUCAACUUAUGGCUGAGAACGGUCCCGGUUUGGGUGAAGGCAAAGAGGACCUUGCCUGAGGACGAAGUGGUAACUGCUGCAUCCUACCGUGAGGGUAAGGCAGCCAAGUGGCUAGAUGGAGUAGUUGUAAAGGCCGGGUACGGGCGACACAUGGCAGAUUGGGCUAAGUCUUUGACUCUCGACCAAUUCAUGGAAAUGGUAGAAGCUCGAUGGCAUAAUCCACAGGAGGCGCAAAGGGCCACGGAUGCCAUUAACAAACUGGACCAACGCAAGUUCAGGUCAGUUAGAGAGCUUACAACUACCGUCGAGAGCCUGAUCCUCGUUCCAGGCAUCAACUACAGCGAUCAGUUCCUAUUGACUACAUUUGUCAGAUGUCUCCCAGAGAACAUAAGGAACUUACUAGCCAGCGAGGCACGCACUGAGUACCACUCGUUUGAGACAUUGUCUCGGAAAGCCUUAGACUUAGAGGCCACGCUAGGCAAUGCUCAACCCACCUCAGGGAAUGACUCAAAGAAGAAGAAGAGUCCUCAGGAGUGGAAGAAGAAGGGGGUGAAGUUGAUGAUGGUUGAGUCUGAUGGGACUCAAACUGAGAUCGAUGAGCUCUCUGACCUGAUGGACUACUCAGAGUAUGACGGCGAGGAGGUAGUUGAGGGUAGCACCCUCGCCGCGGUAGUUAAGACUAAGGCGGCAGGCCGAGGGAAAGGGAAUCAUCCCGAAGCCAACGGACAGGCCGAACAAAUGAAUAGAGUUGUACAACACUUGCUGAGGCAUUAUAUCAAGCCCAACCAGGAUGACUGGGAUGAGCAGUUACCUCUCAUCGCCAGCGUGUACAACAAUGCUAUACAUAGCAGUACCGGCGUUAGUCCUAACCAGCUGCACUUAGGAUGGAAGCCUAUAUCAGCAUUAGACUUCCUCCUACCUGAAAACCGACCUGCUGCAACUCUAGGCACACUUGAAUACGGUGUGCAAUAUGAGAAAUUGCUGCAAGAUGCUGUUGAACAUAUGAAGAAGGCUCAGCAAGCCAUGAUCGCUUCUGAGAAUCAACAUCGCAGACAGUCCACAUUUCAGGUAGGGGAACGUGUCUGGGUCAAGGCUAGUGAGUUAGGACAGGAAUUCGGAAUAUCUCGCAAACUAAUGCCUCAAUGCUUUGGUCCCUGGGAAGUCUUGGAUGUAGUGGGAGAUGAAAUGGAUGGUCCUACGUACGUCAUUCAUGUCCCUGGACACCUACGCACUCACCCAGUCUUUCAUGCCUCAAAGCUUGCACCUUUCGCUGAGACUGAUCAAUUCCCUUCCAGGAGAUCGAUGUUGCCCCCAACCAUGGAUGGACAAGUCGACAUCGACGAUAUUGUGGAUCACAGGGAUAUGCCUGUUCCGAAGUCACUGGGUCGAGGAAGACCUCCUAAGCCCAAGAGGGAGUACCGGAUCAGAUUCAGGCAUCAUACGGAUCCGAAAGAAGAUCGGUGGUUUUUCCGUGAGGAACUGAUGGAAACAGCUCCUCAGGUGGUGGCAGACUAUGAAUGGAAGCUAAAAGGGAAGGCACCUGCGAAGUAAGCAUCUCAGCGGAUUUUCGAAGCUAAGGGGGAUGGAAUGUGAGGAUUGAGCGCUCAAGUAGGGGCCUUGCCAUGAUGUACAUGUUCUGGGCUAAGGCCCUAGCAAGCCUCGUGCCCGCCCUAAGUGAAGGCGGGCCAGCAAAUCAACAAGAGCCCUCUGU